UCGGAGAGUGUCAGUAACUAUCAGUCAAUCAACAAGGUCUAUGCAGCACGACUGAAGGAUAAAGAUAGUUAUUUGCGACAAGAAACUGUCCGAACACUAGGCGAACAGCCAUCGUUACCUGAUGAUCUCAUCAGGGCUGUUGCUGCACAGCUGGAGGAUGAAAAUAGUUCUGUUCGAGACAUCACUGUCGAAACACUGGGCAAACAGCUAACGCUGCCUAGUGAUAUUCUCAAGGCUGUUGCAGCACGACUAGUGGACGAGGAUGAGGUUGUUCGAGCUUCCGUUAUCAGAACACUGUGUAAACAAUCAGAAUUGCCUGAUGACAUCUUCAAGACUUUCGCAAAAUGGCUAGAGGAUAAAGACAACUUUGCUCAAGCCGUCAGUGUUGAAGAGCGAAGCGCACACCCAGUGUUGCCCAUCGAAAUCUUUGAGGCUGUUGCAGCACGAAUAGACGCCAAAGAAGAUUUUGUUCAAGCUACAGCUGUUGAGGCAUUGGCAAAG
Molecule: messenger RNA, 501 nt
Organism: Bipolaris oryzae ATCC 44560
Lineage: Eukaryota; Fungi; Ascomycota; Dothideomycetes; Pleosporales; Pleosporaceae
Exons: 1
Source: RefSeq, a predicted model, not a curated record